AUGAUCCGCGUGUAUUCCGGCGUUUAUUACUGUCCUGUCGAGAACAAUGUCUCCUUUACAGGUAUGAACCCGGUGACGCUGUUAAAAACGCGCUCUGCGCUCGGGCUCCAACGGAAACUCGUAAGACAAUUAUCAAUUCGCUGCAAACAAGAAAUAAUGCUUGACUCGGAAAGAUUCAAUCCUUCUUUGGUGAAGGAUGAAAGAGAAGAGAACGGCAGCAGCGAAGAAGUUGACUCACUUUUUUUGGAAGAUUUAUGGAUUUUUCAGCAAAAGAUUCACAUUUCUUCUCGGCUAUCAGCUACUGAAACACAGAACUCGAAGGUAUCGCAGCCGAUUUUUUUGAAAUUUUGAAAGACUCAUUAUAUUUUUCAGGCCAACGAGCAGGUGCUAUGCAUUAGCGAACAAGAUGAAAAAUUUGUUUCUCUUCAUCCUCAGGCAUGUUUUCGAGCUUAUAAACAUUGAAUUAUAACUGAAUAUUAAAAGUAAAACCCGAGUUUUCCUCAUAAAACUGUGUCAUCGUACGCGCCCACGUGAAACAGACUUGCUUUUUUUAGUUAUCACUUAUUGCUCUGAAUAGAGCUUUCAUGUUAGAGCUCAAUUUAAGUUUUUUUUUUUCUGACCGCCAAAAGAGAAGAAGGAGAGAAGCCGGACCACUUUAUCGAAAGAUAAAAAACUGCUUUCUUUCUUCUAUCAGCACCCGCCAACUUUUUCAGAGCUGGUAAUUGAUAAACUAUUGAUUCAGAUUAACCGUUCAGCGAGCCAAGAUGAGGAGAAAGAAAAGCCAAUCUUCAAAGCUCCAGGGAACAUCAGAGCCGUAAAACGGAAAAGGACCAUUCCUUCCGAGAGUUCGGUUCCUUCCAAAAAAGACCGGCUCACUCCGAUUUGUCGCUGUCGCUUGGUGCGGCAAAUGGCUAUCGAAGGAGAAAGCUCCAUCAAGGCUUGA
Molecule: messenger RNA, 943 nt
Organism: Caenorhabditis auriculariae
Lineage: Eukaryota; Metazoa; Nematoda; Chromadorea; Rhabditida; Rhabditidae
Source: the annotation of a GenBank genome assembly